Messenger RNA from Sphaeroforma arctica JP610, 261 nucleotides. RefSeq lists its product as hypothetical. The annotation marks the transcript as partial. The record is from RefSeq and is a predicted model, not a curated record. NCBI's taxonomy places the organism in Eukaryota, Ichthyosporea, Ichthyophonida. The transcript has a single exon.
CGGUAUGUGUUCUCAAUUAUCGUUUCCUACCCCCUAUCUUAACAUUACUAGCUGCAUCACCAAGGCCCGUGGCCGUGCUGCCCAACUCGCUGCCGGAGCUGCUCACAGGUCCACCCAAGGUACCCGAACGCACAUACAAAUCUAAACUCACCAAGGGCAGUAUAAAGUCCUGUGAGAGUGUGACGAAGGACGUUCCCAUCAAACUGCAUAUGACAUACGCCACCAACAAAGCAAUCUCGAGCAAUAUCAACCUGAUACAAG